Messenger RNA from Solanum lycopersicum (tomato), 1764 nucleotides. Its product is annotated as WAT1-related protein At5g47470. The record is from RefSeq and is a predicted model, not a curated record. NCBI's taxonomy places the organism in Eukaryota, Viridiplantae, Streptophyta, Magnoliopsida, Solanales, Solanaceae. Gene Ontology annotation, molecular function: transmembrane transporter activity. Gene Ontology annotation, cellular component: plasma membrane.
GAUCAUACGAAGAAUAUUUGUUGUGUUUCUUCUUUGAAUGUUAGCUGUAGAAAAAAAGAAAAGCAUAAACUUUUAUUUAUAUUUUUCAUCCACGCAUGCAUGAAAAGUUACAAAAAUAAAGAAAGACAAAUUAAAUCAAAGGAAUAUCGAAAUUUCUUCGUGAAUAAAGAUAAAGAAAUGGAUAUUAAAAUUUCUCUGUGAGAAAACACAAAGAAGGACAAAUUAAGCCAGAAAGGGAUAUCGAAAUUUAUGUUGAACAAACACAAAGAAGGACAAAUUAAGCCAGAAAGGGAUAUCGAAAUUUAUGUCGAACAAACACAAAGAAGGACAAAAUAAGCCAGAAAGAGAUAUCGAAAUUUAUGUUGAACAAACACAAAGAAGGACAAAAUAAGCCAGAAAGGGAUAUCGAAAUUCAUGUUGAACAAACACAAAGAAGGGCAAAAUAAGCUAGAAAGGGAUAUUGAAAUUUAUGUUGAACAAACACAAAGAAGGACAAAUUAAGCUAGAGACGAGACGGACAUAGAAAUUUCUUCUUUGUUACCAAAUAGAAAACAUGAUUAUGGGAUCUUCAAGUAGAAAAAGGGAAAUUAUAGAAGAUUUGUCAAUAAUAGGAGGAUUAAUAGGGGUACAAUUCAUGUAUGCAGGAAAUUCAGUGGUUUCAAGUUAUCUUAUGUCAUUAGGUUUCAAACCUUCAUCUUUAAUUAUCUUGUCUUCAUUGGCUACUUUUCUCAUCCUUUGUCCAUUUUCUUUCAUGUUUGAAAGGAGUCAAUGGCCCAGGCAGAUGAGUUUAAAAUUAUUGAUUCAACUAUUUCUAAUUUCAUUUGGAGGGGUCACAUUAUUCCAAUCUUUAUUCAUGGAGGGAAUCAAAUUUACUUCACCUUCAAUGGCAACAGCUAUGCCAAAUCUUGCACCAGGACUCAUCUUUCUCAUUGCUUGGGCUUUUGGAUUAGAGAAAGUGGAGCUAAGAUGCAAAUACAGCAGAGCUAAAAUUGCAGGAACAUUAAUGUGUGUAACAGGGGCAAUACUCAUGAGCCUAAUGCAAAAUACAACAAAUGCUGAAAUAGAUUUGCCAUCUUCACCUCCUCAUGACAAAUACAAUCUUUUCGAUUCGGAAAAGAUCAAAGGUUCAUUGUAUCUCAUGGCAGCUAUACUCGUAUUAUCGAGUAAUAUAGUCUUACAGGCAGCAACAUUAGGUGAUUUUCCAGCACCAAUCUCUUUAUGUGCUAUAACAUCACUUAUAGGCAUGUUAUUGACUGGAUUUGUACAAUUAAUUCAACACGGAUCGAUGGAAAUUGGAUUGCCCCUCUUAAGUAUUCGCGACUUAAUUGGCUACUCGUUAUUGGCAGGUAUUGUAAGUGGAGCAUGUGUAAGUUUCAAUAAUUGGGCAAUGAAGAAAAGAGGGCCAGUUUUGGUCUCUGUUUUUAGUCCUGUUGGGACUUUGUUAACUGUAGUUCUUUCAGCUGUCACUUUAAGAGACACAAUUACUACAGGAAGCCUUGCUGGUAUGUUUCUGAUGUUUACGGGUCUAUAUUUCGUGCUAUGGGCGAAGAGGAAAGAGGGUUUUCUAAAUAAUAACAUGACGAAUUCAUCAUCAGAAAUAGCACGACGGAAUAUAGCCAAUCCUAACUUGUAUGGGACCGAGGUGUAGUUAUUGAUAUAGUAAGCAUGGCGGAAUGUGCAUUGUCACCAUUAUUGUUGAUGUAUCUCUGUUCUUGUAAACAAAUGAUUUUAUUUAUUUUUUGGAAAAACUUGGAGAUUUAUUUA